AUACGUACACAUUUGCUACAGCAGUUUCUUAAGUGUAACACAAAUUUAUUCGUGCAACAUAAUUUCACGGAAAUUUCACUACAAUAAUUUUAGCUGUUAUUUACCAUGGGUCAGUUUGAGGAAAUCACUGCUGAGCAUGAAAACUCGUUUGAAGUUGUCUUAAAGAAAAAGUUACCUUUAACUGGACAGCUACUAAACGUUUGGCGAUUAAAGCGACAACGGAAGUUUACUGUGGCAAAUUCCGUGCAAUUUUACAUUUAUUCGGAGGACAAAGUACCCUUAGAGGGAAGCCUUCAAGAUCUUUUCGUCCUUUGUGUGCAAGAACCAAACAUGCACGGUCUUUAUUCGGUAAUUAUUCACGCUCCUGUUUCACCAACGCAUGAGAUGAUUACAGCUUUUGAGGGUUUCGUUGACUGGGAUAGAAAUCCACUCUUCCCCGCCGCACCAGGACCAUUUACCGACAAGUUUUUAAGAUCAAUUUGCCUUAAAAGGGGUGGAAUGCCUCCAAAAGAGCAUCCAUGCGAAGCUUAUGCUCUCGAAGUGGAUAAGGCGAUGAGUGGACAAUGCGAAUACGAUUAUAAAGAAAACGGGGAUCACGUUCGGGUUGCAGGUUUAACUUUGAAAGAUGUCAAUCAGGUCAUGGCCACGGAGUUAACGAGAGUUUGGAUGCAUACCAAAAUGAAGCAACAAAUGGAACUAUCAAUCAGUAAUCUGGCCACUGCAGGUGUCUUCGUUAACGACGAUUUGGCCGCUUUCGCCAUGCUUUCACCAGCCGGUCUGAUGAACAAUGUUUGGACGGAGGAGCCCUUUCGGCGGAGAGGACUGGCUGUGAAAGUCCUGCAAACUUUGUCACAUUCCGUGGCAGCGAUGGGCUGCACGCCGAUGGCGGAAUGCACCGUGACGAACGACACGUCUAGACAGUUACUGAAAAAAUUGGGAUUCACCUUUGUUCAGGAGACGAACUGGGUCACAUUCAAGAAAGCCUAAGAUAAUGCAUAAAUGGAAUUGGUGUUUGAUUUGACUUCUUGCAAUGGCUAAAAAAUAAAGUUGGACAAAUCGAUGCAAAAAGUUGAGAUACAUAUUUACAUAUGUACGCAAUUAUUAUUACAGAUUGUAUUCAUAGUUAUUACAGUUCAUAUCCACGUGUACCUUGAUGAAUAAUAUGUAGAUCCCAUAAAUAAAUGUUUUUUGGUCUAACAAAUUUGAAUACAAAUAAAUAAAUAAAUAAAUAAAUAAGCAUUUGACUGUGUGACUCUUAUUAAUUAACCAAAAAUUAACCAAAAAUUCGGACAAUAAGCUAAUUGAAGUUGUAUGGAUAAAGAAUGAUAAGAUAAGUAUGUAAGUUAUGACGCAAAUGGCACCUAUUAUAUCCAGCCUAUGCCAGCUUUUCUACCUCAAUUUACUAAUUGAUUCUCCAGGCACCUCAUGUUAAAAUUUACUUGAACUUCUGUGACGGGAUAAAUUUUAAAUAAAUACUUCUACUUUUAAAAAAUGAUCACCAUUCUUCGAACCGAGUUUUAUUUUUUGGUUGGGUUCUUUCUCUACGCUCAUGUUAUUUAUUUAUAGGCCAACACAUUUUAGUCCCAGACGUCCCCUAUGGAACAGAUCACGAACAGAUCAUGGACAUUUACCUGCCUGCGUCAGAAAGUAGCGUGGUGUCCAAAGUGGUCGUGUUGGUACACGGUGGGGCUUGGUUUUCUGGAGAAAAAGCAGACAUGCUGGAAUUUAUUCCGUUCCUUAAAAGAGAUUUUCCUGACUACUGCAUCGCCAAUAUGAAUUACAGAUUAGGAACUCACGAAAGUCCCGGAUUUCCCAAACAGGUCGACGACUUUGACCUCGCCUUGACCUAUCUCCGUGGCACGUUCACGAACAACGUGACCUUUGCCUUGUUCGGGACCAGUGCGGGAGCCCAUCUUUCAAUGUUGUAUUCUUACUCAAGGAACGUUAAUGAGAAUAACGACGUUAAGAUUAUCGUUUCUCACGUCGGACCCCCCGACCUAACGGACCCAUCUUACGUGGGUAACCCUCUGUAUAACGGGUUAUUCUAUAAUCUCGUUGGUCCAUGUUUGUACGCGGAAUGUCCCGACCUUUAUAACGCCACGAGCCCGAUAAUCUACGUGGACGAGAGGUCCCCAAAAACUAUUGGAUUCUAUGGAGAUUUUGACCUUCAAGUCCCCUCAACGCAGAUGCCACUCUUAAGGAACAAACUGGACUUGUUCGGGGUCACCAAUAAGUUUAAGGUGUACCAAGGUGGGCAUGGGUGGAAUUGGUCGGACCAAGAUAAGGAAGAUUUAAGGGUGGAGAUUACUCAAUUUUUUAAUGAUCAUUGGUAAAAAUUGGUAAACUGGUAUAUUUACAGAGCAGAAUUUGACAAUAAUUAUAUUCGUUUGUAUUUAAAAAUUAACUUCGGUACUAUGUAUUACCGAUAACCACGUAGGUAAUUUUAAUAAAUUUAUUUUACUAGUUACAACUAGAAUUGAUUUUGAUUUCAUAUCCUUAAGUUGGGCGUUUUUAAAUUAUUUAUUGUUAGCAAAUAAAAUGGUUAUAUUAAGACUAAA
Messenger RNA from Folsomia candida, 2558 nucleotides. RefSeq lists its product as uncharacterized. Gene Ontology annotation, molecular function: acyltransferase activity, transferring groups other than amino-acyl groups. The record is from RefSeq and is a predicted model, not a curated record. NCBI's taxonomy places the organism in Eukaryota, Metazoa, Arthropoda, Collembola, Entomobryomorpha, Isotomidae. The coding region runs from base 106 to 987 and encodes 293 amino acids. The transcript is spliced from 7 exons.